AUGAAUGGAGUGUCGGACGACGCGAUCAAGCUACGGUUGUUUCCCUUCUCACUAAGGGACAAAGCAAGGCCUUGGCUACAAUCACUUCCACCAGGCUCCAUCACCACUUGGGACCAACUCUCAGAAGCAUUCCUUACUAAAUACUUCCCUCCAAGCAAAACAGCCCAGUUGAGGAAUCAGAUAACGACCUUCACUCAAAAAGAAAGUGAGUCAUUGUAUGAUGCUUGGGAGAGGUACAAGGAUCUUCUAAGGAUGUGUCCACAUCAUGGGUUGGAGGAUUGGCUCAUAAUCCACACCUUCUACAACGGUCUUCUCUACAAUACUAGGAUGACCGUGGAUGCUGCAGAUGGUGGGGCUUUAAUGAACAAAAGUGUGCGAGAUGCAAAACAACUCGUAGAGGAUAUGGCACAGAACCAUUUCCAAUGGUCAGGUGAACGCUCUUUACCCAAAAAGAACGGGAGAUUGGAUGGUAUCAUUGGACAUUCUGCUGUGGAAUGUCAGAUUGGAAACUCCCCUUCUCCUGAUGCACCACUAUCUGAACAUGUUAAUUAUAUGAAUAAUUUUAAUCAAAAAGGGGAUCCAUUUUUUGAUACAUACAGCCUGUGGUGGAGAAAUUAUCCUAACUUAACCCAUAAAAAUCCACCCGAGAACCCAACUCCCCAAUCAAAUUUUCAACCUCUAGGUUUUCAGGCCCUUAGACUCCCUUACCCUACUCCCCAAAAGUCCAACUUGGAGACCUUGAUGGAGAAUUUUGUGACAUCCCAGAAUAAGCAGAAUGAAGAAUUCAGAAAUCAGAAUAGGAUAAUGAAUGGUGCAAUUAAGAACCUAGCCUCUAAAGUUGAUUCUUUAGCCACCCACAACAAAAUGCUAGAGAAUCAGAUCACUCAAUUAGCCCAACAAUUUAGCUUUUCUUCUAGAUCUUCAAGGAUGUUUCAUGAACAACCUGAAACCAACCCCAAAGGAUCUGUCAAUGCCAUCACACUUAGGAAUGGAAAAGAUUUAGAGGAACCAAUGAUGAGGAGUGACCAUAAGGAUGUGGUUGAUGAGAGUGAGAAGCUAGUGACAAGUGAAAAAGAACAUGCUGGUGAGAAAGGAGAAAAUGUUGAGAGAUAUGUUACGUCUGCACCUUACAAGCCUCCAUUACCCUUCCCUCAAAGUGAUAUGUCAAUUAAUCGUGCUCUAUGUGAUCUUGGUGCUAGUGUCAGUCGUAUGCCAUUGUCUAUAUGUAAUAAGCUGCAGAUGGGAGACUUGAAGCCCACCACUAUCUCCCUCCAAUUAGCAGAUCGAUCGGUUGGUAAAUUCUAUAUUCCAGUCGAUUUUGUUAUUCUUAAAAUUGAGGAGGAUUCUCAAAUCCCCAAUAUAUUAGGAAGACCUUUCCUUGCUACCACUGGCACGGUGAUUGAUGUGAAGAAUGGAAAGCUCUCUCUCAAUAUAGGGGAUGAAAAGGUGAAUUUUGACUUGUUUUCAGGUAUGAAAUUUCCACUAAUUGAUGAUAAUUCUUGCAGAAUUGAUACAGUUGACAUGGUGGUUAGAGAAGACUUUACUAGAUAUAUCUCAGGUGAUCCACUUGAGAAAUGCUUAGUAGAGAAUAGGGCACCAGUUAAUGAUGAUCAGGAAAUAACUUGCUAUGUUACAAUGCUUGAUGAAAGCCCCACCUACACCAAAACCACCUACAGCAAAGAACCUAAUGCAGUGGCCGAAAUUACAAAGGGUUUGAAUGACCAGGUGGAUAACGAGAUGGGUAGCAAAAAGUUCAAGGAUAAAGAACAACCAGAACUGAUAUGCUGA
Asparagus officinalis (garden asparagus) is the source of this 1788-nucleotide messenger RNA. RefSeq lists its product as uncharacterized. The coding region runs from base 1 to 1788 and encodes 595 amino acids. The transcript has 5 exons. NCBI's taxonomy places the organism in Eukaryota, Viridiplantae, Streptophyta, Magnoliopsida, Asparagales, Asparagaceae. The record is from RefSeq and is a predicted model, not a curated record.